Molecule: messenger RNA, 6174 nt
Organism: Salmo salar (Atlantic salmon)
Lineage: Eukaryota; Metazoa; Chordata; Actinopteri; Salmoniformes; Salmonidae
Gene: tmtc3
Product: transmembrane O-mannosyltransferase targeting cadherins 3
Biological process (GO): protein O-linked glycosylation via mannose
Cellular component (GO): endoplasmic reticulum
Molecular function (GO): mannosyltransferase activity; protein binding
Source: RefSeq, a predicted model, not a curated record
CACUGCUGCAAAAGCUAUUCAGCGAGCCAAAGCGCGUUCUGUCCUCUUUAAAACACGUUUGAAGUUUUAUAGAAAAUGCAUUUUAGUCUCCACCUUAUUUUUAAUUUUUUUACAGUGUCAUUGGAUGUCUGACAACAACAUUAUAGUCACGGCUGUUUCAGAAAUUAAUGCCACUUUUUACCUUCAACUUUGCCCCGGAAAUGUUUUGGGAUUUAUUGCUAGCCUUUUUGGGAGUUUUUAUGUUCCUAGUUGUUAGCGUAUUCAACAUUAGAAUGUCAAUGGCCGAUAAAAUACUCUAAUUCACUGAUCAAUGAAGCCGUUGGUCAGCAAUGGCUGUCGUGUCGUGGAUGGAGAUAUUGCUUUUGACUGGACUGGUGGUGGGGUGUUACUGGAACAGCCUGUCCUGUGGCUUUGUGUUUGAUGAUGUCUCAGCCAUCCUGGACAACAAGGACCUGCGGCCUGCUACCCCUCUCCGCAACCUCUUCCUCAAUGACUUCUGGGGCACGCCCAUGGCUGAGGAGCGGAGCCACAAAUCCUACCGGCCCCUGACAGUGCUCACCUUCCGUCUGAACUAUCUCUUCAGUGAGCUGAGUUCUGCAUCCUACCACCUGCUCAACGUGGGGCUGCAUUCUGUGGUGUGUGUGCUUUUUCUGAGGUUCUGCCGUCUGUUCUUGGACAAGACCUCCAGCCUGGUUGCGGCCCUGCUGUUCGCUGUGCACCCCAUCCACACAGAGGCCGUGACGGGUGUUGUAGGAAGAGCGGAGCUUCUGUCCUCCAUCUUCCUCCUGGCUGCGUUCCUGGCCUACACCAGAUCUAAUGGAGCCGACCAAUCCAUCGUGUGGACUCCCAUUGCUGUGACUGUGGUUCUGGUGGCUGCAGCCACUUUAUGCAAGGAGCAAGGCAUCACAGUCAUCGCCAUCUGCUGUGUCCACGAGGUGUUUGUUGCACAAGGGUUCACACUGCCCAUGCUGUUGGAUACUCUCCUCCAGGUGCUGAGGGGUAAAGAUGGUUUCCCCUAUGCUGUCCUGCAGACACUCCUCAAGCUCAUCGUCCUCAUCAUCAGCACCUUGCUGCUGGUCAUCAUCAGGGUCCAGGUCAUCCAAUCACAGCUCCCUGUGUUUACCAGGUUUGACAACCCCGCGGCUGUCAGCCCGACUCCGGCCCGGCAGCUGACCUUCAACUACCUGCUGCCAUUGAAUGCCUGGCUCCUUCUGAACCCCUCGGAGCUCUGCUGUGAUUGGACCAUGGGGACCAUUCCUCUGGUGGAAAGCCCUCUAGACCUGAGGAACCUGGCCACCCUGGCCUUCUAUAGCCUGCUGGGCCUGCUGGCCUUCCACAGCCUCCGCCACUCACACUCCUCCGCCAAGACCGUCCUCAUGGCCCUGUCUUUGAUCGUUCUCCCCUUCAUCCCAGCCUCCAACCUCUUCUUCCCUGUGGGCUUUGUGGUGGCAGAGAGGGUGCUCUAUGUGCCCAGUAUGGGAUUCUGUGUCCUCGUGGCACAUGGCUUCAGGAUUAUCUCCCAUAAGAGACACUUGAGGAAGAUCUCCUGGCUGAUGAUUGGAGUGCUCCUCGCCACACACGCAGUCAAGACCUUCAACAGAAACUGGGACUGGGAAUCUGAAUAUACACUGUUUACCUCAGCCCUAAAAGUCAACAAGAACAACGCCAAGCUAUGGAAUAAUGUUGGUCAUGCUCUGGAAAAUCAAAACAAUUACGAAAAAGCUCUGAGAUAUUUCCUUCAAGCCACCCGGGUCCAACCAGAUGACAUUGGAGCCCAUAUGAAUGUGGGAAGGACCUACAAGAACCUGAAUAAGUCCAAGGAGGCUGAGGAUGCCUACCUGGUUGCCAAAUCCCUCAUGCCACAGAUCAUUCCAGGGAAGAAGUACGCCACCCGUGUUGCGCCCAACCACCUGAACGUGUACAUUAACCUGGCCAACCUGAUCCGUACCAACGACUCACGGCUGGAGGAGGCUGACCAGCUCUACAGACAGGCCAUCAGCAUGAGGCCCGACUUCAAACAAGCCUAUAUCAGCAGAGGGGAGCUGCUGCUGAAGAUGAACAAGCCGUUGGAGGCCAGGGACGCCUACCUGCGGGCCCUGGAGCUGGACAGCACCAACGCUGACCUCUGGUACAACCUGGCUAUCGUCAACAUCGAGAUGAAGGAGCCCUCAGAGGCCCUGAAGAACUUUAACCAUGCCCUGGAGCUCAACCCACGCCACAAACUGGCACUCUUCAACUCUGCCCUGCUCAUGCAGGAAUCUGGUGAGCCCAGGUUCCGUCCGGAGGCCAAUCGUCGUUUCCUAACCUACGUCCAGGAGGAGCCAGAUGACGCCAACGGCUACUUCAACCUGGGCAUGCUGGCCAUGGACGCCAACGAGAACACUGCGGCCGAGCGCUGGAUGAGGGAGGCCAUCCGUCUACAGACAGGCUUCCGUAGCGCCCUCUUCAACCUGGCCCUGCUCUACUCGCAGUCCCGACGGGAGCUGGAUGCCCUGCCUGUAUUAGAUGAGCUGCUGCGCCACCAUCCAGAGCAUGUUAAAGGUUUGAUUCUCAAGGGGGAUAUCCUGAUGAACCACAAGAAGGACACCCAGGGGGCCAAGGUCUGCUUCCAGAGGAUCCUCCGUAUGGACCCCACCAACGUGCAGGGGAAACACAACCUGUGUGUGGUCUACUUUGAGGAGCGAGACCUGCCGAGAGCGGAGCGCUGCCUGGAGGAAACGCUGGCCCUGGCGCCCCAUGAGGAGUAUGUGCGUCGCCACCUGGGCAUCGUGCGCAGUAAGAUGGCCGCCAUGUCCGUGGCAGGGCAGCCGCUGAGCCCAGCGUCAGCAGAGGGCGCAGCUACGCCAUCCAUGAAGGAGGAAAAGAAGGGGGGAGGAGGAAAGGAAGAGGAGGAAGGGAGGGGAGCCACUGGCAGCGCUGGGGCCGGGAGUAAGAAGAAUGUGCGGAAAUCCUCCUCGGCAGAAAGCCUCAGCGGUGGCGGCAACAGCCAAUCAGAGCUUCUGGACGACGGCCAGGCUGAUAAGCAGCAGCGGACUAAGAGCAAAUCCACAAAAGAGAUUAAAGACAUAGAAAAGAAACGGGCGGCUGCCUUGAAGAGACUGGAGGAGAUUGAGCGCAUAUUAAGCGGUGAUUAACCUUGUUAUUUACCGCAGUGCAGGACUACUUUUUUGUAGAGCUAGUUACAGCUCCUGAAUCACAGAUGUCAUGCGUCCCAAAUGGCACCCUAUUCCCUAUAUCAGCAGGCAAGGCCCCUUGCACUACUUUUGACCAGGGCCCAUAGGGUAGUAGCCCAUAGUAGUGCACUAUAUAAUAAUUAGGGUGGCAUUUUGGACACAGCCAUAAAGAUGUUUUGGUUUUCAUAAACAAAUGCCCUCCUCACUUCAUCAUGCAUGCUUUAACUCCUUUGAUAGUUUGUUUGUUUUUGUUUAUCAUGUUUACCGGCUGCCCUACCUGCUGCGCCCCCUUACAGGCUGCCCUACCUGCUGCGCCCCCUUACAGGCUGCCCUACCUGCUGCGCCCCCUUACAGGCUGCCCUACCUGCUGCGCCCCCUUACAGGCUGCCCUACCUGCUGCGCCCCCUUACAGGCUGCCCUACCUGCUGCGCCCCCUUACAGGCUGCCCUACCUGCUGCGCCCCUUACAGGCUGCCCUACCUGCUGCGUCCCCUUACAGGCUGCCCUACCUGCUGCGCCCCUUACAGGCUGCCCUACCUGCUGCGCCCCUUACAGGCUGCCCUACCUGCUGCGCCCCCUUACAGGCUGCCCUACCUGCUGCGCCCUUACAGGCUGCCCUACCUGCUGCGCCCCUUACAGGCUGCCCUACCUGCUGCGCCCCCUUACAGGCUGCCCUACCUGCUGCGCCCCCUUACAGGCUGCCCUACCUGCUGCGCCCCCUUACAGGCUGCCCUACCUGCUGCGCCCCCUUACAGGCUGCCCUACCUGCUGCGCCCCCUUACAGGCUGCCCUACCUGCUGUGUCCCUUUAUUUUAACGCCUCUGCAAAAAUCAAAAAGGGAUUUUUUUUUCUUUUUUUUUUUGCACAGCACAAGAAAAGCACAGUCUAGUUUAAAACAAAUCUUCACUACAGGUGCAAAACCCUAUGUGUUGGUUUUUCUGAAUGGCAUUUUAUCGUGUGCUAAUUAUUUAUGCUUGUUUGAUUUGCUACGUUUACUAGCCAAGUUGUUGAUCACUGGAUUUUAUUAGAUUUUUGUAUGACUCACUCGCCUAUUAUUUUUUUUUCACAGAAUGAUUGCAUCACAAACAAUUAAAGGAAAUGACAUAUAGCACACUACAUGGCCCACUUCAGGCAGGCAGGAUCUCUGUAUGUUGUAUGCAUCUCCAAAUAACCCAUUACUACAGCUGCUGCACCUGCAUAUUACACUACAUUACACCCCACGGUGCAGACAGACGCCAAGCCCCGCCUCCUUUGACAUCUUCCAUUUACUAUUUUCCCUUAUUGAUCCCACCCUGUGCUUCGUGUUUUCCACGCCGUCAGUGUUGCACUGCUCAUAGCACAGCCCUUAUCUUACAGUGAUGCCAUUUGGAGCUGUUGUCUCAUAUUCAACCCCCACACACACACCCACCCACACACACCAACCGACCCGCCACAAGACAGGUGUAUGGUUUCCUGUUUGUUACCUCAGAGCAUAUUAGUCUUCACGUAUCAUCAUACUGUAUAUCUUAUUUCAGUAAUAACAGCAUUGUUUAUGUGAGGAUUGACAUAUGCUCCCCCCUCCUCAAGCCUCUCUCCCCUCCUCCACCCUCUUCACCUCUCCACCUCUCCCAUGUUCUUCCUCAAGCUGUGCCAUGUGUUGUUUGUCAUUUACACCAGAAGAUUCCUCUCUCAAUGAGAGAUGAUUUCACAGCACACUCCUUGUACUGAACUAUGUCUGUUUUUUUCAAAAGCAUUGUAAGGCUAUGUUCCUUAGAAUCCUCUUCCUUUUACUCUUGUUCUAUCUCCCUCUGCAGCUCACAUCAUUGACCUUGUUCUCUCUCUCGCACGCACUCUCGCCCUGUUUCUCGCUUUCUCUCUCUCCAUCUCAUGAACAUCAAGUCUAACACAUACAGUGAAUGUAAUAAAUAUCACGAGAUUUCCCACACUCGUCUUGCUCUUGCGCUCAUCUGCAACCAUCCGAAUAAUGCUUUUUCAACAUUGGAUUGCGCCACCGUUUGAUGCUAUCUUGAUUUUCUUUGACUGUCAUUCUCUUGUACACGAAGAUUGUCUGAGUUGGAACUACCUGGAAUUUCAUUGUUCUUGUUUGAUGGUCUAGAGACUUGUUAUGGACCUAUGAGGAAACGAAAAGUGAUUAUUCUAGCCUGUUGUUUAGCUUUUAUCACCUUAUUUAACCCCUCAGUGUACUGUGAUGUUUUGUAUCCUGGUGAUUAGUUACAGACAGAUACUGUAAUGUGCAGUGUCAAUCUGUUCCUUUCUCUUCACACUAACUAAAUGGUGACUGUGUGUCCAUCUGUUAACCGAUAGGACAAAUCAACCAUUUCUGUCCGUAACCAUUACUCAAAUGGAAAAUCUGGUAACAACAUAAAUGAGAAACAUUGUCAGUGUAAUAUGAUGGUUGUCCUGGGGCCUACGCCACACAUAUGACCCCUUAACUCUAAAAGCAUUUUCAACAUGAUCAUUCAUUACUUAUCAUUGAGCUCCUAAAAAGCGACGUAUUGUGCUAGUUAGUGUGUGUGUACAGAUGCAUUUACAUUUUUUCUCAGUACUGUCGUUGUUUGUCACUUGAAAUAUAUGGUACAUUUAGCAUAGCUAUCUUUUAUCAUGCAAUACAAGUGCUAUGAAAGUGUUACAAUUGUAAUCAAUCAAGAGUGUUGAAAACAUACCUUUAAAGAACUGUCUCGCCUGUAAUGAUAUCAGUUGUACAGAGCACAUUAGUCAAUCAGCCACUAAGAUAGCCAACUAACAUUUCAAAUAUUUUUAAUCACCAUAUUUAUCACUUUGGUCCUACAUAGGCCUAUAUGUUCACCUGCAAUUUAAUUGAUAAAUUAAUCAUUUUUCAUUUGAACUACUUUUGUAUGGUAACCAAAAACACUUUAAUUUUUACAGCUAUAUCCCUUUUUGUAAUAGCAGCCCAGAUGUUGUGUUGACUCCUGGGUGGGUGAUGGUAGUGGAGGGUUCAGGGUUGUGGUUUUCAAAUAAAGGCUGUUUACUUUACGACUGCA